Molecule: messenger RNA, 8315 nt
Organism: Bacillus rossius redtenbacheri
Lineage: Eukaryota; Metazoa; Arthropoda; Insecta; Phasmatodea; Bacillidae
Gene: Dscam1
Product: cell adhesion molecule Dscam2
Exons: 36
Coding region: 170-6097 (1975 amino acids)
Biological process (GO): dendrite self-avoidance; homophilic cell-cell adhesion; axon guidance
Cellular component (GO): axon; plasma membrane
Molecular function (GO): cell-cell adhesion mediator activity
Source: RefSeq, a predicted model, not a curated record
CUCACGCGUCUCCCUUGUUUUGCCCGGCUGUGAUCAUUCCGUGCCGUGCGCGCGUCUGUUCGUGUCCGCCGGUAGUUCUUUGGAACGUUUUCGUGUUUCGAGGUGGUACUUUUUCCGUGUUAAGAAGACAGUUUAUGAAGAAUUUAAGAGGUGCUUAGGACUUUUCACCAUGAAUAUACCAGUUCUCUGGAGACUUGCAGGGUUUCUCUUGCUUUCUCAUUUUGGCACGGCUGAAAGCGACAGUAUGGGCCCCGUGUUCAUCACAGAGCCUCCGAACAGGGUGGACUUCUCAAACACGACGGGGGCGGUGGUGGAGUGCGCAGCGAGGGGUAGCCCUGCCCCGGAGAUCAUCUGGGCACGUGCGGACGGCACAGCAGUUGGUGACGUACCGGGACUGCGGCAGGUUCUGCCCAAUGGAAAUCUCGUAUUCCCUCCUUUCAGAGCUGAAGACUAUAAACAAGAAGUGCACGCACAAGUAUAUGUUUGUUUAGUAAAGAAUUUGGUUGGCACGAUUCUGUCAAGGGACGUCAACGUGAGGGCAGUGGUGCAGCAGUUCUAUGAUACAGACGUGAAUAAGGAAUAUGUGAUAAGAGGAAAUUCAGCUGUCCUUAAGUGCCAGGUGCCUUCAUUUGUAGCCGAUUUUGUUAGAGUUGUGUCGUGGCACACAGAUCAGGGUGACGUUUACUACCCGUCCACAUCAGACUACGAUGGAAAAUACUUAGUCCUGCCUUCGGGAGAGUUGCACAUUCGCGACGUUGGACCAGAGGACGGAUAUAAGUCGUACCAGUGUCGGACCAAACACAGACUGACAGGAGAGACAAGACUGAGCGCCACCAAGGGCCGCCUUGUCAUCACGGAGCCAGUGGGGAUUUCCACACCCAAGUUCUCAACGUUGGACAACCUGCAAGGUUUGAAGGCCAGGUCCUCCCAUAGCUUUGCAUUGCCGUGCCCAGCCCAGGGGUUUCCUGUUCCAGUUUUUAGGUGGUAUAAGUUUAUUGAAGGCACCCCUCGCAAGCAGGCAGUCACACUCGAUGACAGAGUGAAGCAAGUGAGUGGCACGCUGAUCAUUAAAGAAGCUCGUGUCGAGGAUUCUGGAAAAUACUUGUGCGUUGUCAAUAACUCAGUUGGCGGAGAAAGUGUGGAGACAGUUCUUACUGUUACUGCACCACUUGGAGCCAGCAUAGAACCUCAGACGCAGACUGUGGAUUUUGGCCGACCAGCAGUGUUCACGUGCAGUUUCGAAGGAAACCCCAUCAAGACCGUCAGCUGGCUCAAGGAUGGGAAACAUCUGAAUCACGAAGAGUCGGUGCUGAGGAUAGACUCAGUGAAGAAAGAGGACCGCGGCAUGUACCAGUGCUUCGUGCGGAAUGACCAGGAGAGUGCCGGGGCGAGCGCAGAGCUGAAGCUGGGAAGCAGAUUUGAGCCCCCGCAGAUAACACAGAGCUUCUCGGAAGAAACCUUGCAGCCGGGACCCUCAAUGUUCCUCCAGUGCGUGGCAUCAGGGAACCCGACCCCGGAGAUUACUUGGGAACUAGAUGGCAAGAAGCUGUCCAAUAGUGACCAUCUCCAGAUUGGGCAGUACGUGACUGUGAAUGGCGCAGUAGUCUCCCAUCUCAAUAUUUCUUCUAUUCACACAAAUGAUGGCGGUCUGUACAAGUGCAUAGCUUCAUCGAAAGUGGGCUCUGUGGAACAUGCAGCGAAAAUAAAUGUUUACGGGAUGCCUUUCAUUCGGCCCAUGGAGAAGAAGGCGAUAGUCGCUGGUGAAACAUUGAUCGUAACAUGUCCAGUUGCAGGGUACCCGAUUGAGUCAAUUGUUUGGGAGCGAGAUGGUAGAGUUUUACCAAUCAACAGGAAACAGAGUGUUUUCCCUAAUGGGACACUGAUAAUUGAGAAUGUGGAAAGGUUGUCGGACCAAGCAACGUACACAUGCGUGGCACGAAAUGCUCAAGGUUACAGUGCCCGCGGAACACUAGAAGUGCAGGUGAUGGUCGCACCCGUCAUCACUCCGUUCUCGUUCGAGGGAGAGGCUAACUCUGGCGAAAACACGCAACUGACCUGCCACAUGUCGAAGGGCGACCUCCCCCUCCAGAUCAGCUGGAGCUUCCAUGGGCGGGAGCUGUCCUCCCACAUGGGUAUCACGACCGCCAAGAUCGGCGACUCGCUCAGCGUGCUAGUGAUACGGUCCGUGACGGCGGGCCACAGUGGCAACUACACCUGCACCGCUCGUAACGCGGUCGGUGUCGCCAAUCACACUGCUGCGCUGCAGGUGAACGUGCCUCCGAGAUGGAUUCAGGAGCCCACUGACAAAGCUUUCGCUCAAGGCAGUGAUGCCAAAGUUGAGUGCAAGGCUGAUGGCUUUCCGAAGCCCCAAGUCACGUGGAAAAGAGCAGCUGGUGAAACUCCAGGAGAUUAUAAAGACUUAAAACCUAACAAUCCCAACAUAAAAGUAGAGGAUGGAACCUUGACAAUCAACAACAUACAGAAAACUAGUGAAGGUUAUUACCUGUGCGAAGCUGUAAAUGGUAUUGGAUCUGGUCUGUCUGCUGUGGUCCUCAUUAGUGUGCAAGCACCACCUCAUUUUGAAAUCAAACUGCGCAACCAGACCGCCCGACGAGGAGAGCCUACAGUGUUGCAGUGUGAAGCUCGGGGAGAGAAACCUAUUGGAAUCCUCUGGAACAUGAAUAACAAGAGACUAGAUCCCAAAAGUGAUAACAGGUAUACAAUCCGUGAAGAAAUCCUUCCAAUUGGAGUCCUGUCAGACUUGAGCAUAAAGCGAACAGAACGAAGCGAUUCCGCUUUGUUUACCUGUGUAGCUACAAAUGCCUUUGGUAGUGAUGAUACUAGCAUCACCUUAAUUGUGCAAGAGGUUCCGGAGGUGCCGUAUGGUUUGAAAGUUUUAGACAAAUCAGGACGAUCCGUUCAACUCUCGUGGGCGGCUCCCUACAAUGGCCACUCUCCCAUCAAGCGAUAUCUGAUUGAAUACAAAAUAUCAAAAGGCACUUGGGAAGCCAACAUUGACAGGGUUCUUGUACCUGGGGAGCAAACAAUUGCAGGCGUGUUCAACUUGAAACCUGCCACCACGUACCACUUGCGCAUUGUGGCAGAGAACGAGCUGGGGGCUUCUGAUCCAUCCGACACGGUGACGAUCAUUACUGCUGAAGAAGCUCCCAGCGGCCCUCCCGUUGGGGUGAAAGUGGAGGCUGAGGACCAGCACACCCUGAAGGUGCUGUGGAAACCCCCAGAGCGCGACGAGUGGAACGGUGAGAUUCUUGGCUACUACGUCGGCUACAAGGAGGCAUCCUCGGAGAAGCAGUACGUGUUUGAAACAAUUGAGUUCAGCAAGGAGGAAGGCAAGGAACAUCAUCUCAAGAUCAGUGAACUGAAAACGUACACCCAGUACGCGGUGGUGGUGCAGGCGUUCAACAAGGUGGGUUCUGGGCCUGUGUCGGAAGAAGUGCGCCAGUACACGGCUGAAGGGAUCCCGGAGCAGCCUCCUCAGGACACAACCUGCACGACCCUCACCUCCCAGACCAUCCGAGUUUCCUGGGUGUCGCCGCCCCUCACCUCUGCCAACGGCGUCAUCAAAGGCUACAAAGUAGUGUACGGUCCCAGUGACACUUGGUACGAUGAGAACACAAAGGACACCAAAAUAACUUCAUCGAGUGAAACAAUUCUACAUGGCUUGAAGAAAUUCACCAAUUACAGCAUGCAGGUCCUCGCAUUCACUUCAGGAGGUGACGGUGUGCGCAGCGCCCCGAUUCAUUGCCAAACAGAACAAGAUGUACCUGAAGCGCCAAAUGCGGUUAAGGCCCUCGUCAUGUCAGGUGACUCGAUCCUUGUGAGCUGGAAACCACCCGAACAGCCAAAUGGGGUUGUGGUUCAGUAUACCGUUUAUGUGCGAGAGAUAUCAGAUGAAGGAAAAGAGCUAGAGCCAAGAAGCCAAAAAGUUCCACCAUUCCAAAUGAGUUACGAAGCUACAGACCUGAAGAAGGAAGAACGUUAUGAUUUUUGGGUCACUGCUUCUACUGUCAUUGGUGAAGGACAGCCUUCGAAACCUGUCUCCCUCUCACCAAGUAACAGAGUUCCUGCCAAAAUUGCUUCGUUUGACGAUUCGUUCACCGCCACGUACAAGGAAGACGUGAAGCUGCCGUGCCUGGCGGUUGGACUGCCAUCUCCAGACAUCAAGUGGAAGGUGAAAGGUGUGGCAUUCCAACAAGACGAUCGUCUGCGCCUUCUGCCCGAUGGUUCUCUGUUCAUCAAGUCGGUUUCUAGGCAAGACGCUGGCGAAUAUUCAUGCUCUGUAGAAAACUCUUUCGGCCAUGACACCAUCACUCACCAGCUUGUUGUACAUGCUCCCCCGCACUCCCCGCAGGUGACGCUCACCUCCACCACCACCACCUCCAUCACCAUGAAGCUGCGCCCCCACCCCACCGACACGGCGCCCCUGCACGGCUACACCGUGCACUACAAGCCCGAGUUCGGGGAGUGGGAGACGGUGCAGGUGGGCAGCCAGGCGCAGACCUACACGCUGGAGAACCUGUGGUGCGGCUCCCGCUACCAGAUAUACGUCACCGCCUACAACGGAAUCGGCACAGGCGACCCGUCCGACAUCCUGAACACUCGAACAAAAGGCUCAAAGCCAGUUAUUCCCGAAGCAAGUCGUUUCAUUGAGGUGUCCACCAACAGCAUCACGUUGCACCUAAGUGCUUGGUCAGAUGGAGGCUGCCCCAUGCUGUACUUUGUGGUCGAGCACAAGAAACAAAACCAGCAGGAAUGGAACCAAGUGUCGAACAACGUGAAACCAGGCGGAAACUUCGUAGUGCUUGAUCUCGACCCAGCCAACUGGUACCAUCUGCGCGUCACAGCACACAACAACGCUGGCUUCGCUGUCGCAGAAUACGAGUUUGCAACUCUCACCAUCACUGGAGGGACCAUCCCUCCCCCGGAGCGCGAGUCGCCGCCCAUGAACAAGUACUUCCCGUGGGUGCCCGAGUGGCUGGACCUCAACAUCGUGGUGCCCAUCGGGGCGACCGUCGUCGUCAUCAUCGUGGGAGUCCUGGUGAUCUGUGUGGCCCUCUCGCGCAGGUCCAGAGGGCCCGAGCAGACGCGGCUCAGAGAUGACGUUGUAUAUAAUCAGUCUGCGGGAGGCAAUUCCACAAUGGACAAGCGACGGCCUGAUCUGAGAGACGAACUGGGGUACAUUGCUCCUCCCAACCGCAAGUUACCUCCUGUCCCUGGAUCCAAUUACAAUACGUGUGAUCGUAUCAAGAGAGGUCAUGGGGGUUCAUUCCGUAGUCACGCCACGUGGGACCCUCGACACCCGCGCAAUAUGUACGAAGAGCUCUCUCACCACCACCCGGGAGGCCGGAGGAUCCCGGCGCAUCCGAACUCAGAUGAGACUAUGUACCACCGCGCAGGCAUGGAAGAUGAAAUUUGUCCGUAUGCCACAUUUCACCUGCUUGGCUUCCGAGAAGAAAUGGACCCGAACAAGGCAAUGCAGUUCCAAACGUUCCCGCAUCAGAACGGCCAUGAGCGCACGCACAGUGGCACCAUGGGCCCAAUAGGCGGGGCGAGCAAUGGCCACGUGCACCAGCGCAGUGGGUCGCAGUCCAUGCCCAGGACCAACGGACGCUAUUCGCGAGUCGGCAGCCAGAAUGGCCCAACCUUUUCACCUGGUCCGGAAUACGAUGAUCCUGCGAACUGUGCUCCUGAAGAAGAUCAAUACGGCAGCCAGUAUGGCCCGUACGGGGCUCCGUACGAUCACUACGGUAGCCGAGGAUCUGUAAGCCGCAGGAGUGUUGGCUCUGCUCGAAACCUGCCUCUUUCCGGCAGUCCUGAGCCUCCCCCACCACCGCCCCGCAACCACGACCCCAACAACUCUUCGUCAUACAACGAUUCAAAGGAGAGCAAUGAAAUUUCAGAGGCAGAGUGUGAUAGAGAUCAGCUUGUCAACAGAAAUUAUGGAGUAAAUGUCAGGAACAACAGCAAGGAUUUGACCACAGAAGAAAUGAGAAAGCUCAUUGAGAGAAACGAAGCAGGGCACCAUCAUCAACAAAACGGACUCGCAGUCACACCCUACGAUACUGUGGCAGUGUAACCUUUAGUUGCUGUCUCUACCAUUCAUCGUGGGAAGUUUGUUCAAUAUACGUACUUUCUAAAUUCUCUUAGAAAGUUUGGUUUUUGAAAGCCAUGUGCUAAAUGAAUUUUUUGCUUCGUUUUUAAGUGUACAUUUCAGUAACUGUUAAUGUGGUAUAAUAAGUGUGGCAACACACUAAAUUCCACACAUACACAUAUUGAUGUGUACCUAUGUCACUAUAGCAAAAUGGCAUUUAUUUAUCUCUUUUAGCAGUCAUUGAAAUAAUCGAACAUGUUCUGGAUGAGCACACAGGACAUUGAUAAUAUUUGCGAUUGCAAGGGCUGCUGUGUGUGUAUUUGUGUGUGUCCUAACUAUCAGUGAUACAAUGCUGUAAAAAUGUUUUAAUUGCUUUUGUUUUUUUAAUCAAUUUAAAAAAAGGUUUACCAAUAAGCAGAAAAUAUCAAAUAGUGUUAGUUUUUAGCAUACAGAGCAAGUUUUCUUCGUUCUAUUUUUGAAAUAAAAGCUCAAAACUUAUGUGAGAUGUGAUAUUUAUCAUGCAUGUGUGAUUUUUAGCAUCAAGCAGAUAGGAUAAAUGAAUGUUCUAAAAGUGAUGGCACCUUCAUUUUAAUAACAUAAAUAUUUGCAGAAAGUAAAAUAAUAUUCAACUGCUUCAGAUGUACUCUUCUUCAUUAGACCCUUAUAUUAAUAUUCAUAAUAAUUAUGGACUUGUGUUUUGUUUUAGUAAUGUGAUAUUUUAUUUGUAAUAUAUCAAUAAAGUUAAGACUGGUGUGUUCUUUUAAAUAGUCAGUGUAUAUUGCUUUUUAUUCGUGAUGAGAAGAGUUGUAAGCAACAUGUUUGGACCCAGACCAUCCUCAAGAAUAAUUAUUAUUUAGGUUGUGCGACUAUAGCAGUGUUUGUCUCUUCACCUCUCUUGUAAUCCUUUAUAGUGUUUUUAGUGUUAACUGUGAUCGUCUGUCCGGCAGGAAAGAGGGAAGACAUGCUGUGCUUUUAGCUUGUUUCCUCGGUGUGAAGGACCUGUAACCACCUUAAACGUGUGUGCCAUGGACCUGUUAAGUCUUGCCAGUAAAGCUAAUGCCAGGACAAUGGUACAUUAAUACUCUCGUCAAAUAAUAACAUUGGCAUUCGUAGCAAGUUUUAUGUUUUGAUUAGAUCACGUAGUUCUGAUAGAAUAAGCAAUCAUAUUGUUGUUCGUUUCUUUUCAGCAUUAUGUUUUCCCCUCUGUACCAAUGUAGCUUGCUACAUGUUUGUGUAUGUAUAUUGCAUAGCUUAUUCAUAUUUUCAUUUAGGCAUCUGAUUUUUAUUACUGAGAAAAUUACAAAAAUUGUCAAUAUAAGGAACAAGCUUUUCUUGUAUUAUGUACAUAUAUUUGUGAAAACUGCAUAUAUACAUAAGAAUCCAUUCACAGCUCUUCAAAAAUGAUAAUGGUAUUGCAUACUAGCCAUUUAAGGUUUUAAUUUAGAAGUAUUUCAUUGUGGCUAUAUAAAUAUUUGAAAUUAUCUUAUGAAAGCUUUUAAAAGGUGUUUAAAUAAUUUUUAUCAUAUGAUGUACACAUUCAGAUAGGUUUUACAUAUUCCAUUGAGUGUAAAGUUAAUAUGAAAGAACUAUAUAAUGGCCAACAGUAAGAGUAUAUUCACUGUUCUAAGUAUACUAGAGUUUUCUUUGUGUGUUUGUAACAAUGUAAGUUGUAACAGUAAGGGACUGAAAUUUAAAAUACUGUAUGACAAAAUAUCAAUAUUAAGAAACAGAAGAUUAUUCAUUGCAUUUUGAAAAUAGCUUAUGCUAUGUAUGCAGUGUAUGAGCGAGCAUGCAUGAGCGAGUGUUUUUUCUGCGUGAGGUAUUAUUUGUUAAUGUUUUGUUGAAAUGUGUGUAUGCCUUUAUUGCUUUUGCUGUAAUUUGAUUUGGUGUUUUUAACUUUUAUGGUCUUAAAAAAAAUUGAAAUUUUACAUCUUUGUAAUGCUAAGAGCCUUGUGAAUUAUGAAUGCUAAUUUUGAAAGGAAAAUUGCCAAAUACGUUUUACAUAUGUCAUGUUAGACUGUAAAAUGUUUCUGAAACUUUUUUUAUUAAAAAAAUUGCUUUGUAAAGCUGGUUGUCCAGGGUAAGGGCGAUGGAGGGGGUUACUUUUGUUGCUCCAGUGGAACCAGCAUGACAAGCUCUUUGUACCAAAGUUACUGUAGGACUAAUCAAUUUUUGUGUUAUUAAAGAUUUACAGUCAAAUAGA